This is a messenger RNA of Cavia porcellus (domestic guinea pig), 1888 nucleotides long. RefSeq names its product transmembrane protein 165 (gene Tmem165). The transcript is spliced from 6 exons. Gene Ontology annotation, biological process: Golgi calcium ion transport; manganese ion transmembrane transport; calcium ion transmembrane transport. The record is from RefSeq and is a predicted model, not a curated record. Bases 196 to 1170 code for a protein of 324 amino acids. Gene Ontology annotation, molecular function: calcium ion transmembrane transporter activity; manganese ion transmembrane transporter activity. Lineage: Eukaryota; Metazoa; Chordata; Mammalia; Rodentia; Caviidae. Gene Ontology annotation, cellular component: Golgi apparatus.
AGACUGAGCAGCCGGCGCCUGCGGCCAGGGCCAUCUUCCCGCCUCCUGCCUGCUCACGCGCCUCCUGCAUGGUGCGGGCUGCUAGCUGAGCGGCGGCGCCGGUGAGGCGUGACGGACGCGCCGCUCGGAGUCCAGGCUUUCCGUCGCCGGCACUUCCUUCUGCGGCGCCCGUGCGUGGCCGGCUCGCCGGGCGGGAUGGCGGCCGCGGCCCCGGGAAGCGGCUUUUCUGCGGCGCCCCGGCUGGUUGUACUCCUGCUAGUCCCGCUGCUCUGGGCCUCGGCAGGUGUCCGGGCUGGCUCCGACGGAGACCUUAGCCACCGGAACAACGACCCCCCGGCGCCCGCCCAGCAACUGCAGGCGCAGCCCUUGGCGGUGCAGGGGCCCGAGCCGGCCCUGGCGGAGAAAGGAUCUACACCAGUUGCCCCAGUUCAUGCCAAUAAAGAAGAUCCAGCUACUCAGACUAAUUUAGGGUUUAUUCAUGCAUUUAUUGCUGCCAUAUCCGUUAUCAUUGUAUCUGAACUGGGUGACAAGACGUUUUUCAUUGCAGCCAUCAUGGCAAUGCGUUAUAACCGUCUGACUGUGCUGGCUGGAGCUAUGCUUGCCUUGGCCCUCAUGACGUGCUUAUCAGUUUUGUUUGGCUAUGCCACCACAGUCAUCCCUAGAGUGUACACAUACUAUAUUUCAACUGCAUUAUUUGCCAUUUUCGGCAUUCGAAUGCUUCGGGAAGGCUUAAAAAUGAGUCCAGAUGAGGGGCAAGAGGAAUUGGAAGAAGUUCAAGCAGAAUUAAAGAAGAAAGAUGAAGAAUUUCAACGAACCAAACUCCUAAAUGGUCCAGGAGAUGUUGAAGCGGGUACAAGUGCAACAAUACCUCAGAAAAAGUGGUUACAUUUUAUCUCACCAAUUUUUGUUCAAGCUCUUACAUUAACAUUCUUAGCAGAAUGGGGAGAUCGCUCUCAACUCACGACAAUCGUUCUGGCGGCCAGAGAGGAUCCGUAUGGUGUAGCUGUGGGUGGAACAGUGGGGCACUGCUUAUGCACUGGAUUGGCAGUAAUUGGAGGAAGAAUGAUAGCACAAAAAAUCUCUGUCAGAACCGUGACAAUCAUAGGAGGCAUCGUGUUUUUGGCAUUUGCAUUUUCUGCACUAUUUAUAAGUCCUGAUUCUGGUUUUUAAUGAAGUAUUUGUUCAUCUGUAUUUAGUAUAAGAUAGUAUCUUGCUGUACAUAGUGUAUACUACAACUAAAAGUGAUGGAAAAUACUGUAUUUUGUAGCAUUGAUUUGUGAGUUCGACCCACUUAAUGAAUUACCAUGUGCGGGAAAAUGAUCAUUGAUUAUAUAUGUAAAGUGAAUUUUUAAAAGAAGCCUGACUUCUAAGUGUGGUAAUGAUUGUAUGGACUUCCAAGGUAAUGAUGCUAUGGACUCCUUCGUUUGGUAUGUCUGCUACCAUGGUGCACUGGGGUCUUCACUUAAUUUUCUUUUAGCAUGACCCCUUUAUAAGGAGUAUAUACUUUUUCCUUGGCCACUGAGGUGUCUUAAGAUGCUGACCUCAAAUUUUUUCUUGGGAAUUGAAUUCAUCUGCAUUUCUAAAAAUAUUUCCUUAAUUUGGAAAACAGUAGUUUAAUCUUGAGACUUUUCUAAAUUAGGUUCUUUGUUUAAAAAAUAGAAGUCAAAUAUGGUAUUAGUAUUAUAUCAGUAAAACAAUGCAACAAGAACUGUUUGUGAGAUUCACUGUUCCUUUUUUUAUUGGGUAGGCACCCAAUAUAAAAGCAGUCAAUAUUUGACAACAUGGAAUUACCAAAUUAAAAGAGAAUACUAUGAAUGUAUUCAUAUUUUUUCUAUAUUGAAUAAACAAUGUAACAGAUAAAAUGUAAAUAAAAGUGGUAUGACCAGUG